AUGGAGGACGUUUUAGAAAAUAAAAAACAUGUCUACAAAUAUGGAAGAAAAAAUAGCUAUAUUAAUAUACAAAGAAAUGAAACAUUAAAAAGUAAUAAAAGUGAUAAUAUGGAUGAAACAGAAAAAGACAUCAAUGAAACGAAUUCAAUAUAUAUAGAAAAUUUACAAGAAGAAAAUAAUAAUAUCUAUUUUUAUAAUAACAAUAAUGAAAUUAUAAAACAAGCAAAUGAAGAAAUAAACCAAACAUAUAAAAAAUGUAACACUAUUAAUAAUAAACCAGUUUUUAUAAACCAUCCAAAUGUUAGCAUAAAUGGAAAAGGUACUCGUCUUUCUGAAUUAGACAAUAAAUUUAUUCUUCAAAAACAAAAAACUCAAUAUAGCAAUGGUAAUAUUAAUAAAGCAUAUGAUACAAACAUAACACAAGACAAACUUAUCAAUGGAAAAUAUGAGCAAAAUCAAGAACAAAUAAAUAAUCACAAUCUUUAUAAUAAUAAUAAUAUGAUAAUAAUUGAUGAAAAUAAUUUUGAAAAAAAUCAUGAAUUACUUAAUAAUUUUGGUAUAAAACAAAACGAUAUUAUUUAUAGUAGUAAUAAUACUAUUGAAGGAAAUAAUUUAUAUUCCCCUUAUUACAAUGUUGAUCAAAGACAUAAACACAAUUCUAUUGGGAUAUAUCAGUUAAAUUAUAUUAAUAAUGCACAAUGUUUAAAUAGUGCAAACAGUACAAACUGCACUAGUAACAACAACAAUGUGAAUGGAAAAAAUGAAUUAAUCAGUAAAAAUAGUUUAAAAAUUUUAAAUGGAAAAAAUCAAUUCAAUAUUUUCAACGAAGAAAAUGAUCGUAUCGAUGGUGGAUUAAAUAAUAGUAGAAAACGAGCAUGGGUAGAAAAAAGCCAAAAUGAACAAAAUGCCCCAAAUUAUUUAUACUAUAAUCAGGAAACUUACGAUGACCAUAUAAAUAAUAGCUGUAACGAAUUUAGUGAUCAUAGCCAUUUAUAUAACAACAAUGAAGAUAACAAGUUAUAUAAUUAUUAUCAAAAUGAUGGACAAUAUUAUGAACAAAUUUCUGGAAACUUAGUAAAAGAUUAUAAUUUAAAAAUAAUAAAUAAGAAAAUAAGAAAUGUAUCUCCUUUGCACCAUCGAGCAUGUAGCAAUAUAUCACAUAAGGCCGAUUCAAAAAAUAAAACUAUUUCGAACUUGGAAAGAGACCGAUUAUUUAGUGAUCAAAAUGGUAAUAAAAUAAAACCUCAACCAAAGUUACAAUAUAAUAGUUCACCAUAUAAAAAAAGAGUAAAAGGAAAUAAUAAUGUAUCACCUUUAGAAAUAAAACAAAAAAAACAUAUAAGAGAAUUAAAUAAAUUUUUAACUAUGGUAAAUUAUUAUGAUAAUGAUAAAAAGGGAAAUAUCGAUACUGAGGGUGUGGCUGGUAAUCUUGGUCUUGUAGGGACUUCUUCCCCAAAUUUUAAUAAAAACACACCAAAAAUAAAUGAAAAUAAUUAUACUGAUAAAUUAAAUAAUUGGAAUAAUAAUAAAAUAAGUUAUCAUGAAAUGGGAAGAUUAAAAAAUUAUACAAAAUGUAAAAUGAUAAAUAGUUAUGAAAAAACAGAAUUAGAAAAUUUUGAAAAAAGAGGAAGCUUUAGUUAUAGUGGAAUAUUAACAUCUAUGAUAUCAUCUAUAUUGACACAACAAAAUGAUAGAAAGAUUGAACAAAAUAAUUGUUUAUAUAAUGGGUUUAGAAACAGUAAUAAUGUUGAUAAUUAUGAAUAUAAUUUAUUAUAUAAUAUUAAAGAUAGAGAAGACAUAAAAAAUAAAUAUAUUUUUUCAAAAAAAAUAACAAAUAAAAUAAAUUUACAAAAUCAACAUAACAAUGUAUUAAUAUUAACAUUAACUUUAAUGAUUGGUUUAUCAGUUUUAUGUAAUUUUGAUCAUGGAGCUAUACCUGUUACUUUAGAAGAAAUACAAAAAGAUUUUCCUCUUAGUUAUAUUGAGCAAUCAUUAUUAGGAAGUUUAGUUUAUUGUGGUUUAAUAUUUGGAACAAUAAUAGCUAGUAUUUUAUUUGAAUUAAUAUCAGCAAAAUUGUUAGUAACAGUUAGUAUCAUUUUAUUAUCUAUAUCGCUAUACAUAUUUAGUAAUGCCAAUGGUAUGAUGAUUAUGUAUAUAUCUAGAUUUGUUAAUGGGUUAUGCCAAGCCAUACCUGUUGUUUAUUUACCAGUUUGGGUUGAUGAAUUUUCUCCAGAUGAAAAAGCAACUCAAUGGAUGUCUUACAUACAAUUGGCAUCAAUCGGUGGAACAGUUUUAGGUUAUUUUCUAGGAGGAAUAUUAUCUAAUAAUUAUAAUCAAGCUAAUACAGUACUUAAUAAUAUGUCUUUUGUGCCAACAUGGAGAUCCCCAUUUUUAAUUCAAGCCUUUUUACUAUUACCUAUUUUUUUAAUCAUGAUUUUUAUUCCAUCUAAUAUGAUAAAUAUAAGUUCUGAAUAUUCAGAUAUUGAAAAAGAAGAAUUUGAAGAUUUCAAAAAUUGUGAAACUGAAUUUGGAAGUUCAAAUUUUGGAAACUUGGGUAUGGACGAAUAUAAUGAAAUGACAUUGAAUAGUCAGUCAAACAUAUUUAGCAAUUUAAACAAAAAAAAUAAACACAUAUCACCACAUCAAGGUCAGCAAAAUAAUGUGGCUCGAAAAGGUUAUAGCAGAUCAGCUACUUAUAUUAUGGAACAAAAAACAAAUGUUUUAAAAAAAACAUUUAAAGAAGUUAAAAAAUUAUUAAAUAAUAAAUUAUAUAUAAUAAUAACUUUAGGUAUGAGUAAUUUAUAUUUUGUUGUUACGGGUAUACAAUUUUGGAUUACUGAAUAUAUGUCUGUUGUUUUAUUAACGGAAAAAAUGAAAAUUGUUACAGUUUCGACAUUAUGUUUUUUAACAUCUCCUACAUCGGGUGUAUGGUUUGGUGGAUUUGUUUGUGAUUUAUUUGGUGGCUAUAAAAAUACAAACUAUUCAAAGACAAUUAAAGUUGCUACUGCCUUUGCAAUAUCCGCAUGUAUAUUUGGAAUCCUAUCUGCUCAUUUAACGAAUUUUAUAUUUUUCUCAAUUUCUUUAUGGCUCUGUUUGUUUACUGGGUCAGCCCUUGUCCCCGUCGCAGUAGGAAUGCUAUUGUCAUGUGUGAGCAACCAUCAGAAAAGUUUAUCCUCUGCCGUAUCUCAAGUUAUAUACAAUGUAUUUGGUUGGUUUUCUGCACCGUUAUUAUCCGGAAUUAUUAUGGACAUAAUGCACAAAUAUACCAACAAUAACCGAUUGGCUUUAAAGGCUGGUUUUACUAUGAUACUAUACUCCAGUUGUAUCGGUUUCUUCCUACUAUUCUAUGCGAACUUUUUGGAUUUUUCUGAUAAAAAAGGAAAUGAAGAGUCGUCUCAUGAAUUAGAGGAACCCCUGAUGUAA
This is a messenger RNA of Plasmodium vinckei vinckei, 3423 nucleotides long. Its product is annotated as major facilitator superfamily domain-containing protein, putative. Gene Ontology annotation, biological process: transmembrane transport. The coding region runs from base 1 to 3423 and encodes 1140 amino acids. The transcript is spliced from 4 exons. The record is from RefSeq and is a predicted model, not a curated record. Lineage: Eukaryota; Apicomplexa; Aconoidasida; Haemosporida; Plasmodiidae. Gene Ontology annotation, cellular component: membrane. Gene Ontology annotation, molecular function: transmembrane transporter activity.